AUGGGGCGGUUCAGCCGCACUCACGAAUCGGAUACUACCGGCGAAGACAACCAAACACCCAUAACCCUUCCCGCCUCCUCCCUCCCACCACCCUCAACAUUCACCGAUGGCCUUCCCCUCCCCAGUUUCAUGGUCUUCGACCUAGACUACACCCUCUGGCCCUUUUGGGUCGACACACACGUCUCGGGACCUUUUAAAGCUUCUCCCACAGGUCUCACAGCCAAAGAUCAUUACGGCGAGGAAUGUGGAUUCUACAAUGAAGUUGCUCCGAUACUCUCGCAUAUCAAAGCACAUGGCAUCGUUCUGGGAGCUGCUUCGAGGACUUCAGCACCGGAACUUGCGAGGAGUUUGCUUUCGCUGUUGAGGAUACCGAGGGACUCGCAAGAUGAAGGGUCGGCGGCAAGGACGGCGAUCAGCAUGUUUGAUCAUAUGGAGAUCUAUCCUGGCAACAAGAUCACCCAUUUCAAGAGUUUACAUAAGAAAAGUGGGCUGCCAUACGAAGAGAUGUUGUUCUUCGAUGAUGAGAGCCGUAAUAAGAAUACAGAAGAGUUGGGCGUUGUAAUGCAGUUGGUGAGAAAUGGGGUGAGCUCUGCUGAGAUAGACGCAGGCGUGCAGUUAUGGAGGAAGCGGAACAAGAGGAUGCCAAAGGAGAACUAA
Molecule: messenger RNA, 657 nt
Organism: Ramularia collo-cygni
Lineage: Eukaryota; Fungi; Ascomycota; Dothideomycetes; Mycosphaerellales; Mycosphaerellaceae
Product: related to magnesium dependent phosphatase
Exons: 2
Coding region: 1-657 (218 amino acids)
Molecular function (GO): acid phosphatase activity
Source: RefSeq, a predicted model, not a curated record